AUGGUGAUGGACACCAUGGUGAUACAUCUUACACUGUUUUUGUAUAUGGUGUUGGCUUCACACUGCAACCCUCUCCUUCCUGCGUCUUUGCCACGUUCAGGUGAGGAAAAAAUGUUACCAGUUCUCCAUGAGGUUGUAGGCACUGUGUUGGACGCCCAGUGCUCCAUCUUCAUCGUUACGAAUGGCAACACAACCGCAACUACGAUAAGCAAAUUUCUUCGACGGAGCCCUUCUCCUCGGGGCGUGGGUGUCUUUGAGGUGCCAGGAAGUGAUUAUUCUCCCGGGACUACGGGUGGUAAAGAACUACAAGAGGUGAUCCAGACAGCCCGGAAGCUCCGUGAGGCGUCCUGGUGCGUGAACGUGGUCGUACCGAGCGACGACCCCGCCUUCCUGGCCUCCUUCGCCGAGUCGUCGCUCCGGGGCCGCCUCCUGGUGUGGGCCACGAGGCUCCUGGUCGUCACCCGCCUGCCCCUUCAGGAGCUCCGUCAGCUGUACCAGGCGCUCUCCUUGACGAAUUCCGCGCUCUUGGUUCUCGGUCAGGACCUGCUCUUCGCGAGGUAUUGCUGGGGCUUUGAGGGAUCUCUUUUAGUCGUCUACGUGCAGCUGCCCUACAGGCCUCCGAGCGGGCAGCUGCAGAAGGUCGCGUCUUGGUCUUCUCGGGGCGGCCUUGUCCUUCAGGAGCAGGUUUUCCCCGACAAAUUUUCAAGGUUCCCCGAAGGAGCUUCUCUCACCGUGGCGGCGGAGGAAUACAUCCCGCACGUGGAAGUCGUUGAGAGUCCAGGACCACCUUUCUCCUUUAAGGGACCCAUGGCCAAUCUGCUUGAUAUUUUGGCCAAGUCCAUGAAUUUCACGUACAGUUUCCAGCGCCCUCCCGACGGUGCCUGGGGAGGGAGGCUGCCAGACGGUUCCUACAACGGCAUGGUGGGAAUGGUGUCCAGGAAGGAGGUGGACCUCGGUCUGGGGCCCUUCGGCAUGAGCACCGUCCGCGCCGCCGUCGUAGACUUCACCAAACCGAUCCUGAUAGACUACGCGAGAAUCCUGGGCGGCAAAGGGCGCGCUGAGAUCGAUCCCUGGGGCUUCCUGCUGCCCCUGACGCCCGAAGUGUGGGCGGGGUUGGCGGCGCUGGGGCUUCUGGUCAUCCUGACGGUGGCCUUCCUCUCUUACCUGUCGGGGCAGCGCCUGCCGGGCCGGGGCUCCAGGAACUUGUACUUCGCUGUCGUGCGGACGUUGCUGAUACAAGACGCGAAGGUGCCUCCGGGGCGGCGGUGGGAACGCGUGCUGCUCGCCGGCUGGAUGAUCGUGACGCUGGUGACGGUGAAGAGCUACGCGGGGAACCUCAUGUCCCUGCUGGCGGUGCGUCACAUCCCGCAGCCGUACCAGUCGGUCAGGGACGUCCUCGACGACCCCGCCUGCACCAUGAUCUGGGAGGCGAACACGGCUUAUGUGCAGUUCGUGGAGAUUGCAUCCAGCGGCAUUCCAACCCAAGCGGCACAUAAGCACAGGCGCACCAAGCAGCAUUGCAAGAGUCUGUAUCUGUAUCUUUAA
Penaeus vannamei (Pacific white shrimp) is the source of this 1545-nucleotide messenger RNA. The record is from RefSeq and is a predicted model, not a curated record. NCBI's taxonomy places the organism in Eukaryota, Metazoa, Arthropoda, Malacostraca, Decapoda, Penaeidae.